This is a messenger RNA of Epinephelus moara (kelp grouper), 3513 nucleotides long. Its product is annotated as coxsackievirus and adenovirus receptor homolog. The record is from RefSeq and is a predicted model, not a curated record. The coding region runs from base 324 to 821 and encodes 165 amino acids. The transcript has 3 exons. Lineage: Eukaryota; Metazoa; Chordata; Actinopteri; Perciformes; Serranidae.
GUCUGUCUGAUCGGCGGGUGUGACGUCAGUGUGUGAAUGAAUGUGUGUUGAGGUGAAAAACACUGAGCAAUGAAAUAAAAACCCGAGCAGCGUGUCAGAGAGAAGAGUGUGACAUUAACCCUGCUGUGCGUCAUUAUGUCUGACUGACAUGUUGAACUGUGUGAGGACCUUAUACAGUCUAUGGUGAGGACACGCUGAGGAGGUGAGUGUUCAUAGUUGUAGAAAGUCUGACGGAACUUGAAUGCAGCUUCGUAGUCACGUGACACGAAGGCUGUUCCAGCAACAACAACACCAGCAGCGGAGAGAAGCUGUACUUUGUUUUCAUGGUUUUACGAUCUGCAGACAUGUUGUCCUCUACUGUCCUCUGUGUCCUCGUUGUCUCUCUGCUCUCUGCAUCUGAAGACUCACAAGAGAUGAAGGUGAAGGCUGAGCAGAACGUCACCCUCCAGUGUCACGCUCGCACUGAUGCCCCCAUCACUCUGUUGGAGUGGAUCAGACCUGACCUGGACACAGGUGAUUACGUCUUCCUCUACAGGAACGAGCGCUCGUAUGAAAGGUAUCAGCAUCCGUCUUAUCGUGGUCGAGUGGUGCUGAGAGAUCCAGACAUGAAGAACGGAGACGCUUCUGUGAUUCUGAGGAACGUCAACAUCAACGACACCGGAACAUACAAGUGUGAAAUUACAGUCAGCAACACGGGACACAGUCAGACACCAGACUCUGAGAUCCACCUCCUCAAACUGAACGUUACAGUUGACCCAGGCGAGUUUGUAGAGCUCCGACUCAGGCGAGUUUGUAGAGCUCAGACUCAGGCGAGGUUGUAGAGCUCAGACUCAGGCGAGUUUGUAGAGCUCAGACUCGGGUGAGUUUGUAGAGCUCAGACUCAGGCGAGUUUGUAGAGCUCAGACUCAGGCGAGUUUGUAGAGCUCAGACUCGGGCGAGUUUGUAGAGCUCAGAGUCAGGUGAGUUUGUAGAACUCGGAGUCAGGUGAGUUUGUAGAGCUCAGAGUCAGGCGAGUUUGUAGAGCUCAGAGUCAGGUGAGUUUGUAGAACUCGGAGUCAGGCGAGUUUGUAGAGCUCAGAGUCAGGCGAGUUUGUAGAGCUCAGAGUCAGGUGAGUUUGUAGAACUCAGAGUCAGGUGAGUUUGUAGAGCUCAGAGUCAGGUGAGUUUGUAGAGUUCAGAGUCCUGUAUCCCUCACACCUGUUUUCUGCUCUGCAGGUCACAUUGAUGGAAACAAGGAUGGAAAUCUUGGACUCUUGGUUGGUGUGCCAGUUUCUGUUGGUCUUGUUCUCAUUCUCGUUCUUGGUAUUGUUGGUUCUUUCAUUUUUAUUCAACGGCAACGCAAAAAGAAUCAUUCAUACACAUCUGCUGAAAAAGCAGGUGAAACGGGUACUUGAAGCGUCUCAGAUCUCUUUACUCCUGACGAUGUUUGUGUUCUGCUGCUGCUACAGAAAGAUAAAAAAAAAAAAAUUCUUAAAGGAUCAGUGCGCUCAAAUUAACAGUUACAAUAGAAUAACAAACAGCUGCAGAAAGUCGACAGAGAGCAUGCUCAGAUAAAAGAGUUACAGCCAGGUCGAGGACAGGUGUUGAGACAUAAUGAAUAUAGAGGAGCAUUCAGCAGCUCAAGAGACAGACACUUUCCUCAGGAGUUGGUGGAUGGAGACCAAAACCAGAGCUAAAAGAGAGAUAGCGAUAUCCAUCAGGUGACACAGACACAAAGACUCGUAAUCAUCCAAUCAUGAUGUUGCUCUGCAACUGCUUGGUGCGGAAUUAAGCAGCUGUUUGCUAAGACGUAUGAACAUACAUAUCAACUUAAAAGAUGACGACAGGUUGAUGUUGUGUUCACUGCUUGUUUUUUUUUUUUUUUUUUUUUUUUGCUGAAAGCAAAUGGACCAAAAGCGACAGGUUGUGCAGGUUUAAUAUUAUUAACUGCAUCUUGCUUUAAAUCAGAGUGACAGCUUAUCAAUAGCCAAACAGACAGAGUCAGCCACACAGGAUAAAACUGCAUCAUCUGCAUAAAGACGCACUUUAAUUCACGCACUAGCACUUUUAUCUUAAGGUAGGUGGGACAGGAAUUUUCCAUUUUUAUUGUAUUAGCAUUUCACACGUUGUAAACUGCACAACUUAUUAAGCACUUCAUUCUGUAAAAUUUAGAGCUGUAACUUUACGAAACAGUUUAGCAUACGUCUUGCAAAAUAUAUUUUAUAAAGUAUGGACGACCAAAUGACCAGAUUAUAUUAAUCAAUUUCUCAAUAAAUAAUAGUAUUAAACAAAGGUAAUACUUCCUGUAAUAUAUAAGUAUAUAAUUAUUUAUCAUCAUUAUUAUUAUUGUUAUAUAAUUGUUACAGAAUAAAAAAAAUUAAAUGACCAAAAUAGGAGGAAUACAUUAUAUUUACAUACAGUAUAGAUACAUAUAUAGAUAUAUAUGAUUAAAAAAAACUCUUAUGUUCUUCUUAUGAUCUUUUCAAAGUAUUCCAACUUGUUAUUACAGUGUUAGUGAACAUGGUCACCAUUUCAUACUGUGUCAUUGAUUUUUUUUACAUUUAUUUUCUACAUUUUUAGUGAUUACCUUUUGAUUUGACCCUUUUACUUUUCCAGCCGUCUGACAUCAUUCCAUCACUUAGUUUGUCGUCAGUCAGAAAAAGAACGUAGAGAAUGUCAGAGCGGAGCGGGGAGCAGAGAUGAAAAGAUUUCUGCCUGAGUGAAAUAAAGAAAACAGCUGUUUGGCAAAUUGUAUUUUUGAAAUGUAAAAGCUGUAAAAUAUAACGAAGAAAAGUCUGAUAUAUUUAAUACGACAUAAACGUAAAUAAGCAGGACAUGAGAUCUUGUGAGGAGUGAAGACAAUGGCCACAUUGAGACAAUAUUCUGCAUUUGCUAGACAGCAUGUAAACAGCUUUUUCUGUUUGGAUAUUCUGAAUUAGGCUUCAAUCUGAAUGUAGCACUCCACGAUUAACACGUGGGAUUUUCAGAUUUAAUUCAGGUUUUAAUAGCAUUCUUUGGACAUUUGAAUGUGCAAACAUGACAACAACAACGUUUUCAAGAAGGUGGUCAAAGGAAUGAAAGAGAGAGGUUUUGUUUUCGUGGUCCAACAAGUUCAUUAUCUGGAGGACACUUUGACACAAGCAGCUCAUUCAGCUUUUCCAUAUUGUGACGUGAUAAACGCCUGCAUGUGACCUGGAGUAGAAGUGGAAGUCAUCAGCUGUGUUUAACAGCUGAGUCGGAAAAUUUUCUUUUUUGGAAUGACAGCGAGAAGCCACAUUAUUUACAUGUAAACUGUAAUAUCCGUUCUUUCAUAUCAUAAGCUGUUACUUUAUGUGCUUCAGCAUCUGAAAACUUCAGUGUGUUACAAUCAGUUAUGGAAGUUCAUUAAGGAUGAUCGACGAAUGAAACGAGCAUCAGAGCUUCUCAGUCUCACUGCGGAGCUGAAGCUAUUUUUUCAGUGCCUGUUUUUAUGUUGCACUUUACAAGCACCUGUAUAAGCUUUCUUUUUUAUGAAUAAAUAUAUUUAUCAGUGUU